GGAAAGCGUAAUCGGUCCCUUUCAAUCGGAAAAGUUUCGUUAUGAUGCAGUAGAAGUCAAACAACCUUCUUGUCAUUCCCCUCGGAUCGUUUGCCCUCAAUGGCGCGUCUGCUGCAAGCACUGCGUCGGAUCUUGGGACCGACGCCUUCAGCUGCGCCCAAGACCCCAAGCCCGAGUCCUUCAUUGCCAUCGCAACCCAUCGCCCGCCGUUUUCCAUAUAUUGAUACCAAUUUUACCUAUCUCCGGGAGGGAGAUAGAGCCGUCGUCGAUGGGAAAACGCCUCUGUUAACCAAACCACUGCGCAAGGGUGGCCGGACAGAUGUCCGUCGGGGGAAGUUGGAGCAUGACGAUAUUAUCGGCCGGAGAGUGCGAGAUCUGAUCCCGUCACAUAAGGGCCCGGAAUACAGGCUCUAUCUGCCCACUCUCGAAGAAUAUGUCGCACUGACGCCUCGCCUGGUGACACCGAUUUACUCCGCAGAUGCCAAUCUAAUUGUCUCCCUCCUCGACAUCCACGUGGCGCCUUCCUCCGAUCCCGAACAAGCUCCUCUCGAAAUCCUCGAAUCCGGCACCGGCCAUGGGUCCUUGACCCUCCAUCUCGCUCGUGCCAUCCAGGGCGCCAAUUCCAUUCCACCUCCGUUUCCAACAACCUCUCAAGUCAAAGACCUCGUUCCCUCCCGUACCUCCUCGCAAACACCUUCAUCAGAACCAACAACAACAACAGAAGCAAGCCCAGAACCCGCCACCCCCUCAACUUCUGCCUCAGUCACUACCACCACCACCACCUCAGAAACAAACCCCACCGAUUCUCUCGCCACCCAAACGAUCUGGGACAACUGGCGCUCUCAGCGCAAAGCCGUCAUCCAUACCGUCGACAUCACCCACAAAACCGCCCGCCACGCCGAAACCCUCGUCCGGGGCUUCCGCCGCGGCAUCUACGCCGGCAACGUCGACUUCUACUCCGGCCCUGUCGAGACCUGGGUCGCUGCGCAGAAACAGGAACGUAGCCGUUCCGCCGCCUCGACCGCCGAGGCCGAUAACCAAACAACAACCACAGCUUCAGAGCCGGAAGUGGAAGUGGACCCGUUCCUCUCGUACGCGAUCCUCGACAUGCCCUCCUCGCACCUGCGCAUCCCGCACGUCACCUCGAUCCUGAAACGCGACGGUCUGCUCGCGGUCUUCACGCCCAGCGUAACCCAGAUCGGCGACUGUCUGGAGUUGAUCCGCCGGGAGCGGUUGCCGCUGAUUCAGGAGAAGGUGGUGGAGCUGGGCAAUGGGAUCAGCAGCGGGCGGCUGUGGGAUGUGCGGCAUGCGACAAGGAAAACCAAGGAGACACUUUCGGACGCUGGGGCCGGCGCUUCUUUUUCCUCCUCCGUGCCGGAGGAGGGGGUAGAGGCAGAGCAAGAGGGUGCGGUUGGUGAGGAGGUUGCGGAGGGGACAGCGGCUUCGGCCUCGGCUUCCAGCUCGGUGGACGAAGGUGCGGAUCGGGUGCUGGUCUGUCGACCCAAGGUUGGCACCAGGAUCGUGGGAGGUGGGUUUAUUGGUAUCUGGCGGAGGAUUGAGGAUUGGAAGGUGAAGGAGAAGGUGGCCACCAGUACCGACGCCUAGGCUACGCGACACACCAUGUAU
Messenger RNA from Aspergillus aculeatus ATCC 16872, 1626 nucleotides. Its product is annotated as tRNA (adenine-N(1)-)-methyltransferase. The transcript is spliced from 4 exons. Gene Ontology annotation, cellular component: tRNA (m1A) methyltransferase complex. The coding region runs from base 100 to 1605 and encodes 501 amino acids. The record is from RefSeq and is a predicted model, not a curated record. Lineage: Eukaryota; Fungi; Ascomycota; Eurotiomycetes; Eurotiales; Aspergillaceae. Gene Ontology annotation, biological process: tRNA methylation.